GGUAGCUAUGGCCUUAUCGAUGAGGUCGAUCUGGAUGCAACGAUAAGGCCUUUUGAGUUCCUUGUCAUUAUAAUUAGUCAGACUAUACUACUCCAACUACUAUGUCAAACAAGCCGGCCAUUCACCGCCAGCUGAACAUCAAGUCUGGCGUGUCCAAAAGGCUCUUGAAGGAACACAUCCUGUAUGCAAAAGAAGCAGAAGAGCAACAGCGGACGUUCGAUAAGCUUAUCGCCAAUAAAGCUGAAGAGUGGGACUUGAAAAGUGCCAAAAGGAUAUUGGAAGAGUCACACAGGAUGAUCAAGGAUUCUGAUAACCGUCUAGGCAAGGCGGUACAAGAUCUACGAGAACUCGUCCUACGAGUCAAGUCCCAACCUGAGUUUGCGGAAGAUAUCGAGCUCCUGCAUGCCGAGGAAGCACUGGAGGAGGCGAGCGUACACUUGGAUUCGAAGGUCUCGGCAUAGACGUGCAGCUCGUUAUAGUUUAGUUGGACUCAUGUAUUCAUUGCGUGGUGUGGGGAAGUGUGCACUGGUAGUUGUUCGUGCUGUUGUGACGUCUUGAGGCGUGUGAGGGCGUCGAGAAUGCCUACCCAUGCAUCUCGAUCGGUGCGCUCUUCUUGCAGGCCUCUGGUCCCUGUAGCUCUCGGAAGACCGACACCAAGUGAAGGGGGAACAAAACCAAGAGGGGGAGCUGUGAUUGCGGAUGGUGCGAUUCGUGACUGGCGUAUGUGAGCCAGUGAAGAGCGAAUAGCUACUUGAAUUGA
Messenger RNA from Suillus fuscotomentosus, 760 nucleotides. Its product is annotated as tubulin binding cofactor A-domain-containing protein. Lineage: Eukaryota; Fungi; Basidiomycota; Agaricomycetes; Boletales; Suillaceae. The coding region runs from base 102 to 461 and encodes 119 amino acids. The transcript has 5 exons. Gene Ontology annotation, cellular component: cytosol; microtubule cytoskeleton. Gene Ontology annotation, biological process: tubulin complex assembly; post-chaperonin tubulin folding pathway. Gene Ontology annotation, molecular function: beta-tubulin binding. The record is from RefSeq and is a predicted model, not a curated record.